Molecule: messenger RNA, 2247 nt
Organism: Coccidioides immitis RS
Lineage: Eukaryota; Fungi; Ascomycota; Eurotiomycetes; Onygenales; Onygenaceae
Product: UTP-glucose-1-phosphate uridylyltransferase
Exons: 3
Coding region: 255-1826 (523 amino acids)
Biological process (GO): glycogen metabolic process; UDP-alpha-D-glucose metabolic process
Cellular component (GO): cytoplasm
Molecular function (GO): UTP:glucose-1-phosphate uridylyltransferase activity
Source: RefSeq, a predicted model, not a curated record
GUAAACUGAGCUGGUUUACGGAAUACAGAGUUAACUAGUUAGCUCGUCGUGUGUCGUCGUUGGGCCAAAGCUGGUUGCAUCACAGUCCACAUCCAAACCGCAUAUUAGCUAGUUAGUUACAUAGUAACACUUCACUCUUUCCCCUCCCCAAACUGCAGCAGCAGCAAAGCAAGCAGCCCAGCUUUUCGUCCCAUCAAGGUCUAACUUCUGCAGCUCAAAACGCGUCGAUAUUCUGAACCAGCCGCUCCUCCAAGAUGGCCAGCAGGGCAAUUCCAUCGCACCUUCGCGCUCCAAACACCGAGUCUCGCUCCGCCGAGGAAAGAAGCUUCGUCAGGCAUCAUGGCAAGUCUCAGUCACACAUGGCCUUCGAGCAUGCCUCCACCAACGUCGCAGCUUCGCAGAUGCGCAACGCCCUCAAUGCCCUCUCGGACACCGUCAAAGACCCCAGUGAAAAGAAGCGUUUCGAGGCUGAGAUGGACAACUUCUUCUCCCUCUUCCGCAGAUUCUUGAACGACAAGGCCAAGGGCAAUGUUCUCUCCUGGGAUCGCAUUGCCCCGCCUCAGCCAAACCAGGUCGUCGAGUACAGCGAGCUCAGCAACUCCGCUUCGGUCGACUACCUCAAGAAACUGGCCGUCAUCAAGUUGAAUGGUGGCCUCGGUACUUCUAUGGGAUGCGUUGGUCCAAAGUCCGUCAUUGAAGUGAGAGAAGGCAUGUCCUUCCUCGACCUCUCCGUCAGGCAGAUCGAGUACCUCAACCGUACUUACAACGUCAACGUUCCUCUCGUCCUGAUGAACUCCUUCAACACCGACGACGACACCCAGUCAAUCAUCAAGAAAUACGAGGGUCACAACAUCGAUAUCAUCACAUUCAAUCAAUCACGCUACCCGCGUGUCCUCAAGGACUCUCUUCUCCCAGCACCCAAGGACUACUCCUCUCCGAUCACGGAUUGGUAUCCCCCCGGCCACGGAGACGUCUUUGAGUCUCUCUACAACUCUGGGACCCUUGACAAGUUGAUCGAGCGUGGUGUCGAGAUUGUCUUCUUGUCCAAUGCUGACAACCUCGGAGCAGUCGUCGAUAUGCGCAUUUUGGAGCACAUGGUGACGAAUAACUCUGAAUACAUUAUGGAACUGACCGACAAGACCAAGGCAGAUGUCAAGGGUGGCACCAUCAUCGACUACGAGGGCAAGGCUCGCCUACUUGAAAUCGCCCAGGUUCCCAAGGAGCAUGUGAACGAGUUCAAGUCGAUUAAGAAAUUCAAGUACUUUAAUACCAAUAAUAUCUGGCUGAACCUCCGCGCCAUCAAACGCGUGGUGGAGGAGAGUGCUCUUGAAAUGGAGAUCAUUCCAAACGAAAAGUCCAUCCCUGCGGACAAGAAGGGAGAAGCAGAUAUUUCCAUCAUCCAGCUGGAGACUGCUGUCGGUGCGGCAAUCCGUUUCUUCAAGGGUGCUCAUGGUGUGAACGUCCCUCGUCGCCGUUUCUUGCCAGUGAAGACUUGCUCCGAUCUCAUGCUGGUCAAGUCUGACCUGUAUACACUUCAGCAUGGCCAGCUGGUCAUUGACCCUAACCGAUUCGGCGGUGCCCCACUCAUCAAGUUGGGCACCGACUUCAAGAAAGUUUCAGAUUUCCAGAAGCGCAUCCCGAGUAUUCCUCGCAUCCUGGAACUUGACCAUCUUACUAUCAGUGGAGCCGUCAACCUGGGACGCGGCGUUACUCUCAAGGGCACGGUCAUUAUUGUAGCUACGGAGGGAAGCACGAUCGAUAUCCCACCAGGGUCGAUUCUCGAGAAUGUUGUCGUGCAGGGAAGUUUGCGCAUCCUGGAGCACUAGUUCAUAUGUGUAAUGUCAUUCCUGGAAGCGUUUUUGCCUUCUUUUUGUAGCAGGACGUUAGACAUGCAUGUCUUUCUGCUGGCGUUUUAUUUUGCACCAAAACUAUUCCCGAGCGUGAAACUUGCUGUAUCGACUUUUUAAUACUGUAUGGCUUAAGGAGGAUUUGAGGAAUUGUUCUUUUUGUUUUCUGAUUACCAUGUUAUUCCAAUGCAUAAUGGAACAAGCUCUACGAGGGCUUAGAUUCUGAAAAGCAACCAUGGAGUACGUGUAGAAGAAAUUCGUGGUUCAGUCUCAUUCCAGCUUCUUUUUUUUUUUUUUUUUUUUCCUUUUUUUCGCCCACUGUGCUUUUUAUUUCCUGUGCUAGGUAUUUCAUGUUGAUCAAGCCGACGAGCAGAUGCCAAGGGGUUUGCCAACGUCAUAA